AUGUCUUCUGUAUAUAUUUCUUCCGACCCCAGUCUUCGAGACAAGCAAAUUGCUGUUCUCGAACGCAUGCUUAAUCUCAAUAAAGAUAAAGUUGACGAAGUCACAAAUGCUAUAGAAAAGGUCGGUUCUGAAGGAUUGAAUGCUGUUAAAGCUCUCGAAUCUCUUAAGAGCAAUUCUCAGACACAAUGGAAGGUUCUUGUUUUUGAUUCAUUUGGCCGUGAUGUCAUUUCUAGUGUUCUUCGCGUCAAUGAUCUGUUUAAGAGUGGAAUCACAGUUCACAUGCUAUUGAAUGCUGACAGAUACCCAAUCCCUGACGUCCCAGCAGUUUACUUUGUUCAGCCUACACAAGAAAAUAUCCAGCUAAUUGCCAAUGAUCUCUCCAAAAACCUUUACGAAUCUGUUUACAUUAACUUCACAUCUCCUCUUCCUCGCACUCUUUUAGAGGAUUUAGCAUCACGAACUAUUAACACGUCAUCCGCAAUUUCUCAAGUAUACGACCAGUAUCUUAACUUUAUUGUCUCCGAGCCUAACAUCUAUUCUCUCGGUUUACCAAAUGUUUACUCGACUAUUGCCAACCCCAAAGUCAAGGAAGAGGAAAUUGAGUCUAUUGUUAACAGCAUUGUAACUGGUCUUUUCAGUGUCGUUCUGACUUCAGGGACAAUCCCAAUCAUUCGCGCAACACGCGGCAAUGCUGCUGAAAUGGUGGCCCAGAAACUAGACGAAAAGCUUAGAAACCAUGUUCUCAACUCGCGAAACCAAUUAAACAAUACCUCUUUAUCCUCAACUCAGCAACCUGUUCUCAUCAUCUUGGACAGAAAUAUCGAUUUGGUUUCGAUGCUUACCCAUUCAUGGACAUACCAGUGCUUAGUCAAUGAUGUUAUGAACUUUAGCAAGAAUAGAAUUACAGUCGAGACUCAAGAGGGUGAAAAAGUAACCAAGAGAUCUUACGACCUGGACCCCAAGGAUUUCUUUUGGGCCAAAAACUCUAACCUUCCCUUUCCUGAAGUGGCUGACAACUUAGAUGCCGAACUCAACAAAUACAAGGCUGAUGCCAAGGAACUCACAGGCCAAACAGGCAUUUCAGAUAUCAACGAUAUUUCCCAAAUGAAUCCUUCAACCAAUGCUCAACAUUUGAAAGCUGCCAUUACGGCUCUUCCAGAGCUUACUGCUAGAAAGCAAACAAUCGAUAUGCAUAUGAACAUUGCAACUGCGCUGCUGAAGGCCAUCGGUACUAGAGGUCUUGCGCAGUUGUUUGAAGCUGAAGAAAAUUCUACUAAGCUUACCAAAUCUGAGGUUUUGGAAAACAUCAAAAAUACCGAGUUUAAAGAGCCUGCUGACAAGCUUAGAAUGUUUUUGAUUUUCUAUAUCCUUUCAUCUAACAUUUCCAGCUCUGAUAUGUCUGAAUACGAAUCUGCUUUAACAUCUCAAGGAUGUGAUCUGGCCCCCCUUACUUAUGUCAAACGCGUCAAGGAAAUCACCAAGAUGAGCAUUAUGAGCAACAGCAGUAGUGCUUCCCAAUCACAAUCCACCAGUGGUAGCUUAUUUAAGGGUUUCGGUGGAUUCACCAGCAAGCUCACUGAAAGUCUUAAAGACGGUACUCUUUCUGAAGGGUUUGGCAAUCUUAUUUCCAACGUCAAGAACCUUCUUCCCCAGUCUAAAGAUUUGCCUAUUACCAAGAUUGUGGAAUCGAUAAUGGACCCUUCAACCUCAUCCAACUCUGCGACUGAUGAUUAUCUUUACUUUGAUCCUCGCGCUGUCAGAGGCCCUCUUGCCCGCCCUCCACGGAAAAACGCCUAUGACGAGGCCAUCAUCUUCACCGUUGGUGGUGGCACCUAUAUGGAAUACGGAAAUCUUCAAGAUUGGGUCGCCCGGUCCAAUGGUAUGAAGAGAGUCUCAUAUGGAAGCACAGAUAUUUGCAGUCCUUCGUCAUUCUUACAAGAGUUGGCUCAGCUUGGCCAUGAAUAA
Messenger RNA from Magnusiomyces paraingens, 1965 nucleotides. RefSeq lists its product as uncharacterized. Gene Ontology annotation, molecular function: syntaxin binding. The transcript is spliced from 3 exons. The record is from RefSeq and is a predicted model, not a curated record. Bases 1 to 1965 code for a protein of 654 amino acids. Gene Ontology annotation, cellular component: Golgi membrane; cytosol. NCBI's taxonomy places the organism in Eukaryota, Fungi, Ascomycota, Dipodascomycetes, Dipodascales, Dipodascaceae. Gene Ontology annotation, biological process: endoplasmic reticulum to Golgi vesicle-mediated transport; intracellular protein transport.